Messenger RNA from Pediculus humanus corporis (human body louse), 3396 nucleotides. Its product is annotated as 130 kDa phosphatidylinositol 4,5-biphosphate-dependent ARF1 GTPase-activating protein, putative. Gene Ontology annotation, molecular function: GTPase activator activity; protein binding. Gene Ontology annotation, cellular component: cytoplasm. Gene Ontology annotation, biological process: positive regulation of GTPase activity. The coding region runs from base 1 to 3396 and encodes 1131 amino acids. NCBI's taxonomy places the organism in Eukaryota, Metazoa, Arthropoda, Insecta, Psocodea, Pediculidae. The record is from RefSeq and is a predicted model, not a curated record. The transcript has 19 exons.
AUGCCGGGUUUGAUUUUGGUUAAUGAAUUCGUUGAUGAAACGAGAGAGGAUUAUAAUUCUCCUACGACUUCAACCUUUGUUUCUCGAAUGGCUGAUUGCAGGCAAACAAUCGCCAAUUUAGAAGAGACUCUGGACUACGACAGAGAUGGAUUGCUUAAGAUGAAAAAGGCAAUCAAAGCCAUUUAUAAUUCGGGCAAUGCUCACGUAGACAAUGAAAUGUACCUGUCCAGAGCGUUAGAUCGAUUGGGAACUGCUUCAUUGAAUAAAGAUCAGGAGCCGGAUAUAGCGGCAGCUUUCAUGAAAUUUUCCGUCGUCACGAAAGAAUUAUCGGCUUUAAUGAAAACUUUGAUGCAAAACAUCAACAACAUCGUCAUGUUUCCCGUCGAAAGUCUUCUCAAGGGUGAUUUAAGAGGGGUUAAAGGGGAUUUGAAAAGGCCGUUCGACAAAGCAUGGAAAGAUUACGAAACGAAAUAUGCGAAAAUUGAAAAAGAAAAAAAGCAACAAGCCAAAGAAGCUGGUUUAAUAAGAACGGAAAUCACAUCAGCGGAAAUUGCCGAAGAAAUGGAAAAAGAAAGGAGGUUGUUUCAAUUACAAAUGUGCGAAUACCUACUCAAAGUGAACGAAAUCAAAACGAAAAAAGGAAUCGAACUUCUCCAGCAUUUGGUCGAAUAUUAUCACGCUCAAACAAAUUAUUUUCAAGAUGGACUGAAAACGAUCGAACAUUUCGGUAAUUACGUUGCUGAUUUAUCAAUCAAAUUGCAAAAAAUAAGGCAGAAACAAGAUGAAGAGAGAAAACAGUUAUCAGAGUUGAGAAAUGUUUUGAGGAGCGCACCUGGUUUUGAAAAAGAAAUGACAGCACCUGGUAUAGGCACACCUGGAACGGAAAAAAGCGGAACUGGAUAUAGUUUGCAUCAAUUACAAGGAGAUAAACAUGCGGGAUUGACAAGAUCAGGGCAUUUAUUUAAAAAGUCUGAGGGUAAAAUGCGAAGAGUUUGGCAAAAGCGAAAAUGUCGCGUUCAAGCCGAAGGAUUUCUAGAUAUUUUUCACGCUGACGAAUCUAAACCACCUACAAGAGUUAAUUUAUUAACGUGUCAAAUUAAAAACGUCGGAGAUGAUAAAAGAUGCUUCGAUUUAAUUUCAUAUAACCGAACGUACCACUUUCAAGCCGAAGACGAAUCAGACCAAAGAGCAUGGCUUUCAGUUUUGGUUAACUGUAAGGAUACCGCGCUGAGAAGAGCGUUCGACGACAGCGGGGGAAAAACCAAUGAAUCAUCUAGUCUAUGGGAGCUACAACAAGCCAUUAUAAGACUGGUGCAAAGGUUACCUGGAAAUCAUGCUUGCUGUGAUUGCAAUUCUAUGAAUGAUCCAACGUGGUUAUCAACUCAUUUUGGCAUCAUAGUUUGCAUAGAAUGUUCCGGCAUUCACAGGGACCUCGGCGUUCACAUUUCACGUAUACAAAGUCUUACUUUAGACAAUAUAGGUACAUCACAACUUCUGCUGGCCAGGUAUAUGACAAAUCAAGCUUUCAAUAGCGUGAUGGAAGCAAAUCUUCACGGUCCCAAAUUAACCCCAUACAGUUCCAUGGAAGAAAGGUACGAAUACAUCAGAGCCAAAUACGUCGAUCACAAAUUUGUCAGAAGAUUAUGUAGAGAUGAGCAUGACUUAUUAAGCGAAUUAGAACACGCUGUCAAUAAUAAAAGUCUUCAUCAUUUACUCCAAGUUUAUGCUGAAGGUGUCGAUCUCACUGCAGAGUUACCAACAUCUGAAAUCGGUGAAACUGCCCUUCAUUUAUCGAUAUUACGGGAAAUGGGAGAUUCUCUUCAUCUAGUCGAUUUUUUAGUUCAAAAUAUGCCUCCUGCAGGAUUAGAUAAACCGACUUCGCUAGUCCAAGAUAAUUUAGAAAAUUCACUCAAUACCCCCCUUCAUCUUUGUGCCAUUCAUGACAAAGUAGAGUGUAUGAAACUUUUGCUCAGAAGCGGAGCUGAUCCUUUAAAAAAAAAUGCAACAAAUCGAACAUCUUUAGAUAUAGCUAUCGACAAAAGGCAUGAAUCAUGCGAAGAAUUGUUGAGACACGCACUCCAACGAAAGAAAACAUUAUUUGAAAAUGUCAAUAUCGAAUGGAAUCUUUCACACGACGAAGGAUCCACCGAUCUUUCGGAUGAUGAAACGAUUGUUGACGAAAGGAACGGUUGCAUCACUCCUGAAAAAAAAUGCAGAUCCAGACCUCCGAGUUUUGCCGGCGGGGAUAGUCCGGUUAACCACAGGUCGAGAACAUGUGAAUCCGUUGACGUAUCUUCAGGAAGGUUGACGAUGCCGCCACCGUUACCCCUCGGAAGGAAACCUCAUAUUGGUGAUGAUGUUCAACCAGUUAAUAUUAGUGUUAGUUUAAAAAAAAGGGCUGCUCCACUUCCUCCAGUUACCAGUCUGUAUGGAUCAAUAGGUAGUAGUCAUAGUAGAACUCCCAGUGAUCCGCUACAAAACGCACCACCACCUAAUAUUUCAACAGCAAGUUAUCAUUCUGGAAAUAUGCACAAAAGAAGUCCAAGCACUGAUUCUACAAAACAAUUGGUCGGUGCGAAAUUGGUUCUUCCUCCCAACGAAAUACCGCCCACGUUGAAACCGGUCGAUAGGAGUGGGAGUUGCACGCCAAAUUUAUCAGGUAUUAAAAGGCCGUUAGGUCCUCCACCUCCCACGCCAAGUAGAUUAUCUCACGGAAGAUCAAACGAAAGUUUAUCUUCAAUGUCGAGUGAAGUCGAUGGUACAACUCAACUCAAUCCAGUACCGCCUCCAAGAAAGCUAAAACACGAUCGAUUACGUCUAGAAAGUUACGCUGAAGAAACAGAUGUUGGACUUGCAUUGCCGAUGCCGUCAUCGAGUCAGCCCAACACUCCGACGUCGGCGAGCGAGACGCGAGGAUCGAGGAAUUCCCUUUUAUCCGUGAGCACGUCAUCGAGUACAAAUUUGACAUCGACGUAUCCGAGAGAGGAAAGGAUUUACUGCAACACGUCGGAUUUGAGUCCGAGAGAGUGUUCGGGAGGUUCGUCGGGAGGUUCGAACAAUUCGAAAACACGCGAGCCGAAUUACGUGUCGCGCGACUCCAUAAGUCAAAAUCUCCUCGCGAAAAGCCACAAUUAUUUCAACAAGAAGGAUGACGCGGCGAAAAGUUCGGAGCAACGAACGAGUCGGAGCAAUUCCAAUUUCGUCAUGAAAAGAGUCAGAGCGUUGUACGAUUGCGAAGCCGACAGAGAAGACGAAUUGAGUUUCAAAGUCGGUGACAUAAUCAUCGUGACGAAUCAACAAACGGAUGACGACAAUUGGAUAGAAGGAGCUUUGGAAACGGAUCCCGAACACACGGGAAUGUUUCCGAUAAGUUUCGUUGAAAAAAUACCCGAUUGA